UCCGAAGUUGAACGGAAAUAUUGCCGGAAUUGCCGCGGCCUCCCUCCUCUCAACAACCAUCUUUGGUACCGUAACGCUACCACCAGUCCUCCACUCGUUAUCAUGGGAAGGUCAAAACCUACGGGAAAGGCUGCUCGGGCGGCCGUUGCUUGGCUCAAGGACAAAACAGGCGUAUUUGUAUCUCAAAAAUCAACCAAAAAAUCACCAAAAUCAGCUUCCUCUCCUCGCACUCCCAGUAUCCUUCCAACGCAGCCGGAGCCUUUCACCGUUCCGACUGACUUUGUGAAGGAUGGAAAAAAACUGGCAUUCUCAGAGACCAGGGACCGAUAUCUUCCAGCCAUCUUCGAGGUCCCCUUUCACUCACGCAUUCCAGAAGAGCUUCGACCAGAGAUCAACCGUAUCCUAGUGAUCCCAUGGCCAAUCAACGACCGGGCUUACAACAAGUUCUAUUUCCACUAUGUGAAAGAGAAUGUCAAAAUUCCAGGAGGUCGGAGUGCUACGAUUCCGGCGUUAGGGUGGGGAAAACUUGUAUCGGGAGAUAUCCUAUUUUUCCGCGAUAUUCAUGGGGCGGGAGACGAUAAAGACGAUUCUUUCGAAGCGUAUGCUUACCAACCUGGAAAGCACUCCGAUCUAUCUAAAAUACUUGAUCAACUACGGGACGAAACAUUAGGUAGCCGCGAUGAAAGGACUCGUACUGGAAGUACAAAAUUUGAAGAGUGUGGAAACCGAGCCGUUCCGGUGGGAGGAGAGGGGAGCUGCUUCAGUGUUGGCUUUGGUCAUCAAAAACCUCGAAAUCUAGCUGGACCAUCUGUAGGAGGCAAAGUGCGUGGAGAGAUAUCCCAGAAGGAAAAGGAGCACUUGCAAAUCCGUCAGAAUAUAGUCACUAGAUGUGUUCGUGCUGGUGUGGAUAUCUUCAAGCAAAUACUUCCCCAAGAAUACAAGAUUCUCGAACAGACUUGUGAACUUCACAAUGUUCCACGUGUUGGAACUGAUGACAACGUCUGUUUCACGGGCGUACAAACAAAUAUUGCGCGGCCUAAAUCAGAAGAAACUGGCUGCAUUGAAGAAAUGUUAUUCUUUGGUGGCAUUCAUUUUGACCAGUGGGACUCCGAGGGCAGUUAUACACAGAUUAUCUCUAACCCGGACAUUCCCACCGAUGAUGGUUGGGAGGGAGGACGUUUCCAUCUUGUUGAGUUUGGGGUAUUUGUUGAGCUGAAUGGACCAACCAUGGUGACAUUUACUGGUCUCCGACUGCAUGGCGGUACACCUCCGUUGGCACCGACUGGUGUAGAGAUCCCACCCUGGGCAUAUCGCUGGGUGGUUGUGUUAUAUCCUCAGGCUGCCCUUCUGGAUGGUCGGGUCAGCAUGAAUAUAUCCGUUGACUCAAAUGGUAUCCCGAUGCAACUAACCCCAGAGAUGCGCGAUGUGACUGCUAGGGCCAGCAAAAGUUUUGACUCGGACUCAGACUCAAAAUUGGACUAUGAACCCCCUGACGCUCUGGUUGAUGGCACCUUAACCUCUGCAAAUGAAAUAAACUUCAUUGAUGAUGGUGCUCUUAUUGUGCCUCCUCAAGCCAGAAUUGACUUUUUGGCCCGGUCUUUCUUUUUACACACUUUGUAUCACCAGAAACGUAUAUGCCCCGGAAUGUGUGGCAACUUUGAACGAUAUCGUCAAGACUGGUAUAUCCAAGACCCGGAAAACAUGAUCAAAUAUUGGGCCCGCCCAUGGCUGCUUGCUCCAGAUAGUUCACCUUGGAGCGAGCCAUCGGUAGACGUUGAUCCACAGCUCCUUAACCACCGUCAGAAAGCACAUCUUCAAUGGAUAGAGCACUGCAAUAAACGAAAACAAAUCAUUCCGUCUGCUUCUCGCAGCUAUAAACUUUCUCCGAUUGCAAUACCUUUACCACGACAUAUUGCGCUGCCACCAAAAACCAGAAAGGUCAUUCUUGCUGCACAAAAGGCAUCUCAUAAGAAGGCUCUCGCAAAGUCAAGAAAAGGAAGGAAAAGUAAGAAUGUGCACCGGACCAGUGCUUUUGAAAUCAUCGGUGCGGCCCACCAGGCUCCACAAGUACUCAACUUCGAUCCUGUCAAGCAGAUGAACAAUAUGAAGAAACGAAAACGACAAAGCCUCAGUGAAAACGAGGUGGAGGAUGAAUGUUUUGAGGUCGAACGCUUUGUUUCUCAUCGUUUGAGUACCAAACCCAAGCAGGCCGGUUAUGAGUAUCUUGUAAAAUGGAAGAAUUAUCUCAAAGAGGAGUGGAUUCAUGAGUCACAAAUCGACAAAGGACCUAUGUUUGACAAGUACUGUAAAAGAGCUUUCGCCGUUUCUGUUGAUGUACCCUCACCAGUAGCAAUAGAUCUUGAUUCUCCUGCGGAUAAUAAUUCUAUUAAUGCCAGUACCUCUGCAGAAAAUCAUCCAGCAACUCUGGAUUGCAAUUGCUAAACAAAAACUCCAAUCACCCCACUUUUCAAAUUCCGUUCUUGAAUCAAGUUUCCAUAGACUCGCUUCUAUACGUCAUUGACAUCCUGGAUGGUGGUAUUGCAGGUCUACUUCUGGAUCGCAGCCCCAGUAUGC
Molecule: messenger RNA, 2574 nt
Organism: Lentinula edodes (shiitake mushroom)
Lineage: Eukaryota; Fungi; Basidiomycota; Agaricomycetes; Agaricales; Omphalotaceae
Exons: 17
Coding region: 103-2442 (779 amino acids)
Source: RefSeq, a predicted model, not a curated record